AUGAGCCUAUGUGGUAAAAAUGGCGAGACUGUGGUCCAGAAACUCAGUUCCCAAUUUUCUUUAUCCCCUAAGGAAAAGGAGUGCAUUGAAAAUUUCCUCAGUUCUGUCGGCGCAUCUUCUUUAAUAGCCGACAAUGAUGCUCAAGCGUGUCGUUUUCUUGCCGCACGCAAAUUUAACGUUAAAGAGGCUGUUGAUCUUUUUCAUUCUUAUGAAGCCUUUCUUAAAUCGGAGGGCAUUACUCUCAUCAACCCAUUCGAAGAGAGCGUGCGUCGCGAGCUAUUAUCAGGAAAAUUUACAAUUUUGAAUGAUAAUGACCAGGCAGGUGCACGGGUUGCUCAAUUUUUUGUCCGCCUUCAUCGGCCGACAAAGAGCACACACAAAGCCUUCCUCCAAUCCGUAAUCUUUCAACUCAAUGCUGCUCUUCGAAAAGAAACAGCCGCUCGGAACGGAAUUAUCUUGAUCUAUGACAUGACAAACUCAAAGUAUUCAAAUUUUGACGCAGACCUAUCCAAAAAGCUGUUCAAUAUGCUCAAAUCCUGUUUUCCGAUUCGUUUGAGGCGAAUAAUCGUGCUGACUGCUCCUUUGUGGUUCCGUGCGCCUUUUCAACUUCUGCGCGUUUUUAUUAAGGAGGAAUUACGAGAUCGCGUCCAUGUCAUGCGUCCCUCUCCCGGUUCUCGACUGGCUUCCCUUAGUAACCCAGAUCCUGCAGUGGCCAAGAGGGAUCACUUCGCUUGGCUUAAUGCUGCAAUUACUGAAACAGCGCCUUUUGCCACUACCAAUCCUAGUGAACUCUUGUACAGUACUAAUCUGGGCCUCGCCACACCUCGUCAACCUGCCACCGUAGCCACCUUCUUUAAUGUCUCUUCCUCAAAUGGUACUGAUAGCAAUACUAACACCCUUGAUCGGUCGGGCCGUUCAUCAUCGUCGGUUAGUGACACCGGAGGAGACACUGAUGCGGGAGCGGUUCCCCUGGGAGAUGAUGAGAGUCUCAUGGCAGAGAUUGGCUGCUGUUCCCCCAACUGGGAUCCCUUUGCGCUCUCUAGCUCCCAGUCGAGUGAUGCCGAGUCGGUUAAUAAUGAUGGUUCACUAGAGGGGUCGUCGAGGAAGAAUGUCAUGUCAAUGUCGUGUAGUCCGGUGGUUUCGGCGAAUAUCGCUGGUGCUUCUUCUCUGAUGAAUGGAGAUACUUGUAAAGACCAACCUCCGGGUUCCAAAACACUAACUGAAGGGACACCCACACCUCCGGCCAAACCUAAAUUUCCUACUAGUUGCCUCCCAAUCAACAAUAUUCAAUCAGUCAGUGAUCCCGCUUCAGUCACAACUCCCACAUCGGCAAGGCUUACCUCUUCUGCUGCUGUUCUUGUUGGUCAGAGUGUCAAAAGUGGUAGUGUUGGGAAUCUUCACAAUUACCUAGCUUCCUGCAAGGAACCGAGUGCUAAAAAGGCGCCUUUAGCCUCACAGGACGAUUUAACGUCUUUGAUAAUGAUGACGGCAGCGGAGGAUAGUGGCACUAUUCGAAAGGAGAAGAGAAGUAAACAUGCAGCUAAUUCUUCGACUUCUCUCUCUUCUACCUCUUCACAUUCUCUCGGCCCCAAGUCGGGCGUUCAUCCUUCUGAUCUAAUACCAUUCUGGGCUAUGGAUCGUCCCUCUGGACCAUCCAUUCACGAGGGUCCCAGCAUACCCAACACUUCUUCAGCUCCCUCCGUUUCUCAUCGCCAUUCUUCAGAAGAUAACGAUUCUCAGUCCGAUAAGUUCUUUUGUACCGGUGAACCCUCUCCAGCACCCACCUCCAGCUCUCCUACCUCUCUUCGUUCUCGAAAUCUCCAGUCUCAUGACCCCGAUUCUCAGGUGAAUAAUUCAGUGAAAUGUUCUGCUAAUGACCAUCAAGACGAAGAGAGUGGUCAUCGCCAGGAAACAGAGCAUGAAGGGCAAGCCAUGGAAGUGGAUUAUGAACAGGAGGAAGAGGAGGAGAGCUACGACAACGAAGAUGACACCAACGAUGAUGGUGGUACCUCCCAGAAUGAGGGAAGUGACAGUGAUGACGAUAAUGAUGAGUCGAUGGAUCUAGAUCUGGAUAGUCUCUGGAUGACCCCUGAUCAGCUAGUCAAUCAUGUUGUUGAUGUGGGAGUUAAUGGACUCUAUGAGGAGUAUUCAGCUAUUGGAAAUAUCAAAACGGAUGAUCCUUGCACGGCCUUUCGACGACCGUGCAACUCAUCAAAGAACCGAUACGUUGAUGUGACAUGUUUAGAGCAUAGCCGCGUGCAUUUGAGAUCGCAUCAACAAAAUCCAACAACUUCUCUCAAUGCAUCAUCAGGUUUGACAACAAGUGGAAAGUCAGUGUCUCGAGCAGAUAAACAAGUGCCAAUAUACAUACAUGCCAAUUGGGUGGACAGCUACCGACAGCGCAAUGCCUUCAUUUGCACUCAAGGUCCCCUUCAAGACACUUCUGGUGACUUCUGGUUCAUGAUAUGGACUUACAAUGUACCUGCUAUCGUGAUGAUUACACGAUGUUACGAAUCGCAGCGCUGCAAGUGUUUUCAAUACUGGCCCGCAAUAGAAGGUCAAUCCCUACGUUUUACCACAAUAUCUCCAAACGCCACCUCUGUGGUGACAACAGGCUCCUCUGGUUGGGGUGGAAUUGGGGCCACUGGUGGCUCUGCAAACAGUGGUACCUUGGCACCGAGCAAAAAGAAGACACUCUGUGGUCUGACUCGACGCUCUGCUAGUGAAGUCAGCAAUUCGAACAAGUUCGUCUUUGAAGUAACACACUUGAGUUCACAAUCCGGGGAGGAUUACACUUGCACGAAACUCAAUCUUAAAGAUAUAAAGUCUGGCCAAAGCCGAAUUAUCGAACACUACGCCUUCCAUUCCUGGCCCGAUCACGGUGUUCCCUCAGACAGUUCCGCUCUUCUUGAACUCCUCUCAACAGUCCAGAGCGAAUAUGCUUCAACCAUCAAACGUGAAUUGGGCUACGACUCUUCCUUUGACACUCCCAUCCCUCCUCCUCCUAUUGUUGUCCACUGCAGUGCUGGGAUUGGUCGAACCGGUACCUUUAUUGCUCUUGAUGUGAGUACCAAACAACUUGUGGAGUUGGGCAAAGUAAAUGUACCCCUUACAGUAGCACGUAUCCGAUCACAGCGUUCGGGGUGCGUGCAGGUCUCAGCGCAAUACCUCUUUGUGUAUCGGGCCCUGAUUGAUUUUGCUCUAGCGAAAGGGCUUAUUAACCCAUCUGCAUCCAGUGCAGCCACUGUGGCUCAGAGACAACUAAGUGCUUCUACUCGGCCAUCUAUGCCCUCCGUGGGUCCAACUGGUUCCCUCCCCAUGGAUGCUAGUCUUCUUUCAGUUCUCGCUGCUGCCUCACAACAAAGUGGUAGUGGUAGUGCAAGCAGUGGGAGCUCUGAGAACGAUGCAGCUCACUUUGGGGCACUUAUGAGACUCGUUCGUGGCUAUAUGUCCUCCGUCCGAGGUGCUAUCGACAUCAACGUCGACGCCAAUAGGCAACAACAGCGGAUCUCAACGGAACUUGACUACGAAACCGAGGAGACGCAGACUCUUCCAGUGGCGGCAUCGGAGGAGGACGACGAAGUAGAAGGAAUCGAUGCGUCGUGUGACGAAGGAGGCCCGAACUCAACCGACGAACCGAAAUUGGCAGAAAUUCCCACUGAAGAGGAAGAGUUAGCAGAAGCAAUGCAGACAGAAGAACUAGCCCCUCCAAUUCUUUCAUCCCCACCCUCCGGUAUACCUCAGACAAUAGGCAACUGUAAUGAAGAACAACAACAGACAGUUGUCAUCGAAAAAUCCACAGCCUUCUAUUAG
Molecule: messenger RNA, 3813 nt
Organism: Rodentolepis nana
Lineage: Eukaryota; Metazoa; Platyhelminthes; Cestoda; Cyclophyllidea; Hymenolepididae
Source: the annotation of a GenBank genome assembly